AUUCACCGUUCUCCAUCAUGCGAUCAGGAUCAGUCGUAGGCCUCCUAGCACUCGCCGGAGUAGCCAAUGCGUUCUAUAUCCCGGGAACACAUCCUACGAAUUACGAUGUUGGCCAGGAAGUCCCUGUCACGGUCAAUGUUUUGACCCCGGAUACGGAGGGAAAUAGUCAGACAUUGAAGAGUUUGAUUUCAUAUGAUUAUUACCACCCUUCUUUCCACUUCUGCCAACCACAAGGCGGACCAAAGCGAGUAUCAGAGUCCCUAGGCUCAAUUAUCUUCGGUGACCGGAUCCAGACAUCACCAUUCGAUGUCUCGAUGCAAACAGAUACAGAAUGCUACCACCUCUGCACCUCCACCAUCCCCGCCUCCGACGCGAAAUUCGUGAACGACCGAAUUCGGGAAGACUACAAAUACAACAUCCUCGUCGACGGACUACCAGCCGCGAGGGUAAAGUACGAUACGCUAACAGAGACGGAGUAUUACUCGAAUGGGUUUGAGUUGGGGGAGGUUAUUGGGGCAGAUGAAAAUGGUGAUGGCGGGGUGCCGCAUCUGAAUAAUCAUUAUGAGAUUAUCGUGGAGUACCACCAGAUACAGGACAAGUACCGCGUGGUGGGGGUUAUCAUUCAACCUGAAUCUCGUGCUCACCGCGCAGAUCCUUGCGCGAAGACUGGAGAGGCCGUGACACCGAUGAUUUUGAGCGAGGAGACGGAUAACCAGGUGGACUACACGUACUCCGUCCGCUGGCAGCAUUCCGAUACCGUUUGGGCUACACGAUGGGAUAAGUACCUCCAUACCUCCGCUCCCCAGAUUCAUUGGUUCUCACUCAUCAACUCUGCCGUGAUCGUGGCGAUGUUGACCGCGCUCACGGCCGGCACUGUCAUCCGCGCCCUCCGCCACGACUUUGCCCGGUAUAACGCCCUCGACUUCGAUUCAGAAGAUGCCAUGGUCCAAGAAGACUCCGGUUGGAAACUGAUCCACGGGGAUGUUUUCCGCCCUCCACGUCGCCGCAUGACACUCUCCGUCCUCCUCGGAUCCGGGGCGCAGCUCUUUUUCAUGACAGGCGCCACGAUAUUAUUCUGCGCACUCGGUUUCCUGAGUCCGCAGCAGAGAGGGGGUGUAGGGACGUUCAUGGUGAUCGUGUGGACGUUGUGUAGUUUCGUGAGUGGGUAUGUCAGUGCGAGGACGUAUCGGACCCUUGGUGGGGAGGCGUGGAAGCAGAAUUUGGUGUUGACGCCUUUGUUGGUGCCUGGUGUUGUUUUUGGGACGUUUUUCCUGCUGAACCUCUUUUUGGUUGGGGCUGGGUCUUCGGGGGCGGUGCCGUUUGGGACGAUGGUGCUUAUCGUUGCGUUGUGGUUCUUGAUUUCGGUGCCGUUGAGUGUUGCUGGGUCGCUGCUUGGGUUUAGGCAGCCUCCCAUCGCUGCGCCUAUCAAGACGAACCAGAUCCCACGCCAAAUUCCGGAGCAGGUUACGUAUUUGAAGCCGAUUCCUUCGAUGAUGUUGGCGGGUAUUUUGCCGUUUGGUGCGAUCUUUGUGGAGUUGUACUUUAUUAUGAACUCCAUUUGGCAUCAUCAGGCAUACUAUAUGUUUGGAUUCUUGUUCUUGUGCUAUGGAAUGAUGAUUGUCACAUGUGCUGCGGUAACAGUCUUGAUGUCCUACUUCCAGCUGUGUUCCGAGAACUACCACUGGUGGUGGCGCUCGUUCUUCACUGCUGGCGCGACGGCUUUCUAUAUCUUCAUCAACUCGCUCAUCUACUGGGCGACCCGACUCUCGUUUGGAGGACACAAUGUGACGAGUAGCGUGCUAUACCUCGGAUACUCGCUCAUGAUCAGCUUCUUGGCAUUCGUGCUGACGGGGACGAUUGGAUUCUUCUCGACAUAUGCGUUCGUGAGGAAGAUCUAUGGAGCGAUCAAGGUGGAUUAACCUAGGUCCAGCU
Messenger RNA from Saitoella complicata NRRL Y-17804, 1932 nucleotides. RefSeq names its product putative endosomal integral membrane protein. The record is from RefSeq and is a predicted model, not a curated record. Gene Ontology annotation, cellular component: endosome; fungal-type vacuole membrane. Lineage: Eukaryota; Fungi; Ascomycota; Saitoellomycetes; Saitoellales; Saitoellaceae. Gene Ontology annotation, biological process: vacuolar transport; protein localization to membrane. The transcript is spliced from 5 exons. The coding region runs from base 18 to 1919 and encodes 633 amino acids.